AUGUUCGUCAUGUGCCCCGCCUCUUCUCGUGUCUUUCCGCCCCCUGUAAAGUUGUCUGCCUAUUCUCGUUGUGUUGCUGUUGAUUUGUUUGUCGCGCUCUGUUCAAUCGUGUAAUAUUUCGUUUGUGACUCAUAUUGUUGUAGAUAGAGGCUUCCAAAGGCUCAAUACCGCUUUUUCGAUUCAGAACAUCUCAUCUUCACUAUGAAUUAAACUCGCCUGGAUCUCACGACCGACUUUAUCGCGAGUAUUCGAAACUAACCGAUUCUGAUCACUAAAUUCGCAGUCACUAGAUAUAGGGACUCUUAUAUUAUGUGAGUUGAUAACACGAAAGUAUUUCUAAACAUCAUUUUCAGCUUUUUUUUCAACGGUAUGAGGUUACCCUUGUUAUUUUCCGCGAGAGCAGCGAAGGAUCGAUUUUUUUUGUACCACGUUUUUUUUCUUCUCGCAGGGGCAACUGUCAUCAACGGCAUACAACAUGAUUCUGUAAGUUGAAGGCUCAAAAACUGAAAGUUUGUUUUUGAAUGAAAACUAGCUUUCCAAAACCCAUCCACAGGCUUAGAGAGUUCAUGCGUGAAGGCUUUCAAUACAUUUCUUCAAAUUUUACUUUCUCUGCGUAAACUCGUUGAACAUCCUGAUCAACUUCUAUCGUCUAGUGAUUCAGGUCUGCGACGACGGCAGUUCAGAAUGCCCUGAGCCCACACACACGGUCAUUCGCCUUGAAAAGCGCAACGACGAACUCGCGAGGGAAAUCGCAGCCCAACAUGACAUGCACGUGAAGGUUUCGUUCUUUUUUCUAAUUUUCAGUUUCCUUAUACCUAGUUUCAGUUUUCUCAGGAACUUAUGUGUGUAGUGGGAAUCGCCCAAUACUGCUCACUAUUUUUGAUAUCAGGAAGCAAAAUGUCAAUGUUAAAACUGACAUUUAAGGCAAUUUUGAUUCAAAUCGUUUUGAAUUUUUUUUGUUUUAUACGGCCGUUGUUUUGAUGUAAACUUUUCGGAAUUCAAAAAAAGGAUUGUUGAAAAAAAGUUCAAAAGAAAAAAACAAAAAAAGAACUUUUUUUCAAAACCAGGAACAAUUUUUUUGAAAGCAAAAAUUUUUGGCAAUCGAAAAAAAGAUUUAUAUUUCGCAAGCUUUAAUGCUGUAAAUCUUCCACCUCUUUAGGAAUCUCGUUCAUUGUCAGGUUUGAAGAGAAAGAAACAAUUUUCAAACAAAAAUCAUAUUUAGAUCCCUUAAAUUCGCCAAUUUAUUCAUUCCACAUGUACAUAAUAUCUAGAAACAUGAUGUUUUCAAACCGAACAAAUAUUUUUCUUUGAUUCGCUUCAGUCGUCCAAAUCCUAUAAUUUAUAUAAGUGCGGAGAAAUAUACGUUUGUUUUCACGAAGAGCGAAAGUGUAACAGAAAAGCCGCAAUCCAGUUACAGUUGCUUGCUUGAAAUCACUGCCAACCUCAUACGAGAACCGUUCCACUGCACCUUUUUUCAGAAAUUUCUAUUUUUUUAACCAUUUAAAGUAAGAUUAUUCGAAAAUUUAAGUUCGAAAGAAAGAAAUUAUUUGGAAACUUCAUGUUUAAGAUAUGACCGUGACCCGGAACUAGUAAGUGUACGAAGAGAGAAGGAUAUGUCUGAAGUUCUAGCUGCGAAAACUCUACUUUUCCGCUUUUUUCAUUAAAGUUCAAGCGAAAUUCUAGAUAUAAAUUAUUUUAAUUUGAUUUCUGUAGCUGCAUUCUUGAAUAUGUGGAGAAAGUGGAGGUAUGAAAAAAAUCCAGUGACUUUUCCGAUUUUCCCAUAUCGCUAGGGAACUUUUCGAUUGCGAAGUCUUCGAAUAAUCCUUUUCCUUCUUUUUUUCUCGAUAAACUCUACGUUUUGUACCUUCCUAUAUAGUAUAGGUAGUCGAAAGUUCGCUGGCUUUUUUCUACAUAAAACCCAGGAAAUAUAAAAUAAUGUAAACGGUUUUCCCCAGGCUAUUACCUUUACCUUUACUAUACCUUUACUACGGAGACGUGACUGAAUAACUUUUCAGGGCGAGCCUUUUAUGGAAAGCCAUUAUUUUUUGUACCACUCGGACGAGAAGAAGUCGCGCAGGCAUAAAAGAGCAAUUGUAGAACGGUUUGGCAUAUUUAAAUUUUCAAACUAUGUAUUUUCUCCAGACUUGAUUCUCAUCCCGCUGUCGAGUAUGUGGAAGAGCAAAGACCGCGGAAACGUGUAAAAAGAGAUUUUAUGCUUUCCGACGACGUGAGCUCCACCUUUUUCUCUCCAGAAACAAGAAAAUCUGCAGGAACCAACUCAUACGAUAUCCAGACGCUCUGCUGACGCCACUCGAUUUUUUCGCCAAGCGCCGCGUGACAUCCCCCGUUUGCCGUUCCCCGACCCUCUAUACAAAGAUCAGUGGUACUUGGUGAGUAUGUUCGGAGCAACCUCCAGACUUUGAGUCUUCCCGAGAAACUCUUUUCUGUUCUCAGCACGGAGGAGCCGUCGGUGGAUACGACAUGAACGUCCGCGCGGCGUGGCUGCAGGGAUACGCGGGAAGAAAUGUGUCCGUCUCGAUCCUCGACGAUGGCAUUCAAAGGUUUCCGUUCGUAGACCAACUAUCUCAAACCCCUCAACUCAGAGAUCACCCGGAUUUGGCUCAGAACUACGAUCCUCUCGCGUCGACAGACAUCAAUGAUCAUGAUGAUGAUCCAACUCCACAAAACAAUGGCGAUAACAAGUAUGACUUUUGAGAUUAGUUCACUGGGCUCAUUGUCACUUUCGAGGCACGGAACUCGAUGUGCAGGAGAAGUUGCAGCUCUCGCCGGAAACAACCAGUGUGGCGUUGGAGUUGCUUUCAAAGCGAAAAUCGGAGGAGUUCUCUUAACGCCGUUGAACUUUUCGUUACUUUGAUUUUCAAGGUGCGGAUGCUUGAUGGAGCGGUUUCUGACAGCGUGGAAGCGGCUUCUCUGUCGCUGAAUCAGGUUUGAGAAACAAAGAAAGAGGAAAAAAAAACGUGGGUUGCAGCAUCACAUCGACAUCUACUCGGCUAGUUGGGGUCCUGAGGAUGACGGCAAAACGUUCGACGGCCCAGGUCCCUUGGCUCGCGAAGCCUUCUAUCGUGGAAUCAAGAACGGUCGUGGCGGCAAAGGCAACAUCUUCGUCUGGGCCAGUGGAAACGGAGGAUCGAGGUACUUUUUUCUGAAUUUUUACCAGGACCCUUUUAGAGCAAGCUUAAUGCAAGCGUUCAAGUUGAUGAGAAAUACAUGGUUUGCCAAAAUUUAUUCAAAUAAAAAAAAAAUUUAACUUUGCGUUCUUCUAAUGAAUCUCGGACAUUGGGCGCCUGAAGAUCGCCACAACUCUUUCUCUAACACACACUAUUUCGUCCUUAUCUAGCUGCGAGAAAUUCAAGAAACAGUGUAGGUAAGAGAAAAAGCUGUGGCGAUCUUUUUACGCCCCAUGUCAGAGCAAUUUUGAUGCAAUUUCAAUUUUGUAAUUUCAAUUUUGACAAUAGUGAUAUGAUUCUUUCGCUAUUUCAUUGGAGGUGUGAGAACCCAAAAAAAAUAAAAUAAUCAAUCUUUUGAAUAAAUUUUUCUAGUUCUGAAUUGGGCUGCAAUAGCUAGAGGAGUUGUUAGAGAGUUUUUUUUUUCCAAAAGUUCUUUUUUAUCCCUGAUAAAGCGCUAAUAAUAAACUUGUAGGCAAGACUCGUGCUCGGCCGACGGCUACACGACUUCCGUUUACACGCUGAGCAUCUCUUCAGCGACCUACGACAAUCACAGACCCUGGUAUCUGGAAGAGUGCCCCUCGUCCAUCGCUACAACUUACAGUUCGGCCGACUUCCGACAGCCCGCCAUUGUUUGUAUUUUCGUCUUUUUUCUCCAAAUCCAUACUUCAUUUACAAUAGACCAGUUUGAAUCUCAAUGGUUUUAUAAUCUUCUGAGAAACCACAAUCAGAAACUUUCGGAAAAAAAGUGAAAAUAAUUUUAAAAAAUUUGGCUAUCCCCCCGCAACAUCGCCGUAUACCAACGCAAAGUUGCGAAAAUAGAGUGAUUGAUUGAUAAAAAAAACACAUAAGUUUAGAAAGAAAAAACUCAUCGAUUUCUAAAUAAUUUAUUUUUUAAUAUUGACCGAAUAAACUUGGUAGAAACCUAGUGUGAAGCGGAUCUGAAUCAAAAAUUUUUUCAUCUGAUUUUGUCAUUCAAAUAAUUAAAUAAUUAUUUUCAAACCCCAUUUUUUUUUUUGUUGAUCAUGUUUUCAAAAACGUAUAUAAAUGCCAUUUUAAAAGUAAUUCCCGCAAAAUGCAAUAUUAACUCUGACUCUCCAAAAUCUAGUUAUCUUUUUCUUUCUCUGACGUCUAUUUUGAAUUUCACGGAAUCACUUUGAACACAACAAAAAAAGCUUCGAAGUCCCUUCGCUCAUGUUCUUUUUUUCUCAUUCUUGGGGUUGUUUUUCAGGUCACUGUGGAUGUCCCCUCAGGAUGCACUGACAAGCACACGGGUACCUCGGCUUCGGCUCCACUCGCAGCCGGAAUCAUUGCACUCGCUUUGGAAGCCAAGUUUGUCGAAGGUGGUCGAGUUCUCAGAAGUUUUCGGUCGGUUUCAGUCCGGAACUUACUUGGCGAGACAUGCAGCACAUUGUGUUGCGUACUGCCAACUGGAAGCCACUCGAAAAUAAUCCCGGGUGGUCGAGAAACGGCGUCGGUCGCAUGGUCAGCAACAAGUGAGCUCCUUUUUUGCAAAAGUUGAUUGAAAGUGCGAAAAACUGUCCAUUUUUUUUCUGCUACUUUCUUGAAAAACUGCCAAAGAAAAUGAAUUCAAAAUUUGGGAUUUUUGAAGCCCGAAAGUUUUCAAAAAGUGUCUCAUACUCAUACGUAAGCAAUUGCAAAACUCAACUGAGGAGUUGACUUUCAAAAAUUUUGAAAAACUAGAUAUAAAAAUUAUUUCAAGCCCAGAGAGGAGGUGUCGACCCAUAGAUGGGCAAGUGCGAAGCUUGUUAUGCCCGGGAGAAGGGUUAGCUUACAAAAUUUUCGGAAAUUUAAGAAUCAAAUCAAGUUUCAACCUCAGGGAGGUAGCUUUGACCAUAAUAGUACAAGUUUUGGCCUCAGGGGGUAGGAAUAAGUUUAAUUUAUGAAAAAUUGGGAGGAAGGGUUGGCUGACUUUCAAAAUGGCCUGCCCAUGUAUGGUGUCGACAAAAAUAAACUUACUUUUAACUUUGGGAGGCAGCCUUGACUCAAAUUUGUUUGUGAGAAUUCGGGAGAAGGGGUUGACAGCCUUAAAAAAUGGUCUGCUCAUGUAUUUUGUUACGUUUUGAUUAUCAGUGUACCAUCCUAGAUUCGGUUAUGGAUUGAUUGACGGAGGAGCAUUGGUCAACAUGGCGAAAGUGUGGAAGACGGUUCCUGAACAGCACAUUUGUACUUAUGAGUACCGUCUCGCUCCGCCCAAGUGAGACGUCUUCUUUCUUUUUUGUCUUAACCCUCCCACUCUUCUAGUCCGCGACCCGUUUCUGGUCGGUUCCAGUUGAACUUCACUCUUGACGUCAACGGCUGCGAAUCAGGGACGCCGGUGAUUUAUCUGGAGCACGUGCAAGUGCACGCCACAGGUGUUCCCUCGAAACAAAAAAGUAUAACUUUUCCGGUUUUUAGUACGCUACUUGAAAAGAGGAGACUUGAAGUUGACGCUCUUUUCGCCUGCCGGAACUCGCUCCGUUUUGCUCCCACCUCGACCUCAGGUUUUCAUCCAAGAUUUCAAAUAUAAUCUCGCGCAAAGUCGGAAUGAUGGAUAAUGACUUCUAGAAGGGAGAAGCUCAAAAAAGGCAGUAAAAAGGGUUAUUUUAUCGAGCUGUACCAGCCCAGCGAUAGAAGAACCUUCGACCACGCCCCCGCGUGGGCGAAGGUUUCUCAGUUGGUGGGUUGCUGGUUCCGCGUGUCCCUUCUGUCUUUCCUCGACUCCUGCCUGCCUGUAUUUCCCUGUGUCAAGCAGCUGACAUCCCAAACAGGAAGGUCCAAUACGCCAACCUUUAGAAUUGUAUCUGGAGGGAGUCUCUAGACUCUAAAGGCGGACUUUUGGAAUAGAGCCAUUUUUAUCAAUUUUGAAUACUCAAGAAAUGGUGGAGAAAGGGAGAGGCAGCAAAAAUGGUGCAUAAGAGCCGGUGAAAAGGCGCAAAAAGGCAGCAGAAAUGAAGCCUUUGUUAGCUUGGUCAUUCUAAAAGGAAAAUUUCUAUGAAGCCUUUUUCGACCCUUUCCGACUUUGCCUAUGACAUGAGAGUAGAAGAAGAUAACAAUGUUAAAUAAAGAUACCAAAAACAGUGAUUAUUUUUCUUUCACAACUAUAAGAACAUGUAGCUUCAAGCAAAAAUACAACAAAAACGUUUGAUUUUCGUAUUUUCCUGCUUUUGUAGUUCUAUAGAGACUAUGUAUGUAUUUUUUUUUCUUUGAAAACAGAUUUUUUUCACUGUUUGUCAAAGUUUUUACACAAAGAAGUUGUUUCAAAGUUUGAAAUGUUAUCCACCAAAGAAGAAAUUCGCCUGUCGAAUGUCUCAGCGUUCAGGACUUCAACGCCAACGGCUUCCACAAAUGGCCUUUCCUAUCUGUGCAACAGUGGGGCGAAGAUCCGCGCGGGACUUGGCUCUUGAUGGUCGAGAGCGUCACCAACAACCCUGCCGCUACAGGUUUUUCAAAAAGAACAGAAAAAAAAAACCGAUUUUAAGCUGAAUUUUUUUUCAUUCUCAACGAAAGAUUAUUCUCAGCGUCCGAUUUAAGCAAAUCCUAGUUUUUCAAGAACCGAGUUUAUCAUAUAACGAAAGGGAAUUUCCAAUUUUAUUAUACCCUAUUACGUAAAAACGAUCUGAGAGAAUCCUUUGGUCUUUUUUGCAUGGUUUUGAAACCAUCCAGUCAUCUAUAUCAAACCGCAUAAGCUAGGGCGAAAAACAAGAGGCCGCAUCGAUGGCAAAAACAGAACGUGACUUGAAAGAAGAGAUUAGCAAUUUUUUUGUUUUGGAGCAGUUCAACGAACCCAAAACUUAAUUGACUAGUUGACUGAGCGGCACUGCUGCAGGCUCGUUCCACGACUGGACCCUGCUGCUCUACGGCACGGCCGAUCCGGCUCAGCCUGGUGAUCCGCUUCAUCCGCAGGCCCCUGCAGGACAGUCGGUCCUCUCGCGUGUACAGCAACUCACUAGCCAGGUGCGAGCAUAUUUUAGCUUGUUCUCUCCAGUCCCGGCUUUGCCGACAGCCGAAACCGUUUAGCUAAAUUUUUUUUCGGUCAACUCACUAGAAAAUUUGCUUCUACUAUGCAUUCAAUUGGUUUUUUUUUUAAUCAAAAAAUAUAACGUCAUUUCUACAAGUGACUGUUCAGUUUUUUCCACUACUGCUCUGCUUAUCAUUUGAAGUCGUUCGAAUAUCGCUAUGAAAAAAAAAAACAAAAAUUGUGCUGUAGGCCAGAACUCGUUUUCGAAACAAAACUCUUGUCUCAUAAAAUUGCUUGUGUGUGUGCUUUUUGUGUGGGAAUGUGUGAGCUUUCAAUGUUUUCCGCGUUUGUUUUUGCUUCACACUUGUUUUCCCUUUCGGGUUAAGAGGUUGUCCCGCAACUGUAUUUGAUCCUCACGCUUUUGCUUUCAUGUGCCGUAUGUAUUACCGUUGCUUUUUUAUAAGUGUCGCUUCAAUGUUAUUUUGUCGAAUGUGCAGUCCAUUUGUGUAUCGUUUAGUUUUUUUGUUUUUCUCGCGAAUGAAGUCUACCAGUGGCGUGUGUUUGGUUCGAUGCGUUCUAUUCUUGAAAACCUGAAGUUUUACCUUCAAUCACAAACGUGGUAUCAAGGUCGGUUCCAUGGAUUUAACCGGGUGUACUUGAAAAAAUGUAUCUAGCUUUUUAUGAAAUCCGCUUUAAAGGUUUUCGGAUUGAUACUUUGUGUUAAAAAAUUGAAGUUUUUAUUACUGUAGGGAUGUUGAUUAGUUUGACAGUUUACGGUUAAUUUUUCUGCAAAUCCAGGGAAGAAAGUUUUCUUUUUCUCGUUGUUUCUCCGUCCUGUUCAGUUUUGUCCGUUUUCCCAGUUCUGAUUGUCCCGAAAGUCCGCAUCUUCUCCUAAAAGUUUCUAUGUUGAUAGAAGACACAAUUUGAGCCUUGGCCCACCACGAAACCAACUUGUAUUUUGUCUUCUUUAAUACGUCAAACGAGAGUUUUUCGGUAUUUGUCUCUUAUCGGGUUUUGGCGGUGUUGCAGAAAAAACGACGUCCGAUGGCGUUCUCAAGGGUUCGACAGAUGCCGAUUCCUGCGGCUCGCGGAUGGGUUCAGCCGGCUCCGUUCCGGGUUCCAGCGCCUCCGACUCUUCCAGUAGGCCAAUGGAUUUUCGACCCCGUGUCUCAGAGAUGGGUCUGGAACCGUCGUAAAUGGCGCCGUGACCACCGACAUCUGCAACAGCCGCCUUCUCCGCAUCAUAUGUCUUUAAGCUCCCUUCCUUGAUCUUUUUCUUUUCUUUUUUUCACGGGCUUCUCAAUAUGAAGUUUUCGACCCAAUUCUUGGGCUUCAGGGGGGUUGUUUGAAUUUUUAUUUCAAUACAUCUCAAUCUUCUUUUUGCAUUUCAUUCUUCUCCAAGCUGUAGUACAACUUAUGACGUAAGGAAAAUAGCGUUAAUUUGUUUUUGAAAGCAAAAAAGCCAUUCUAAAAAAUUUUUUUAGCUUCUUUCUGUUUGUAUAAUGUUUUGCAAAAAUCAGAGUUUGCAUUUCCAAAUAUUAAAAAAGUUAUUCAAUUUUUUCUGAACUGUCACUAGUUUUGCUAUAGCUUUCUCAAGUGUCCAAUUUCAUUGUUAACUUACAGAAAAUCUCUGGGUAGUUCGGAGUCGGUUUUCUUACAUUGGUUGCAUGUUGGAUCGUGGGCAUUCGUUGAUUUUUCUACUCCUCACGAUCUUUUCGCUUUACAAAUAUUCGGGAAACUUGCAUGUUGUUGAAAGGGAAAUGAGAAAUGUUUCCUUGUUGAAUUUUCAGUUUUUGUCUGCCUUUGAAGUCGUUUUGUGUCCUCGUGCAUGCUUUUCUUCCAAAAAAAAUAUUUUUCUCUAAAAAGUUAUACUAAUGUGUUGAGUUCAAUCUUAGUUCUCUGACAGGAGUUUGUAAGUGAGUCGUGCUAUUCUACAGAUCUCCUUCCCCAUGGCGGUAGUGGUGUUGCAAGUGGUAGCCGUUGUGGCAAUCUUAACCGCGGCCACAGUCACCAUCUGCCGUCGGCGAAGAAGGAGAGCCGCUGAAGACGUGCAGACUGCGACGACGACUUUGGCUACGACGACUCCGGUCUCUUCGCAAGCGAAUUUCUCCGAAACGGAAGCCUUACGGAUGGCCAUCAUCGAGAGCAAGCGCGAUGAGCUCGAGGCCGAUAUGAUACGCAAGGCGAUCGCUGAGGCUGACGCUCAGAGUGCCGUCGAGAAACAGCGCUUUUGAGGCUCCCGUUAGAAAAAUGGGAGUGCCAAGCUUGCUUGUUGUGUCAUUUUUCAGCAUCCUUCUAGUUAGCAAGUUUUUUUGGACCUUAGAUUGUAACUAAUUUCUGAAACCGAAUGUAGUGAUUACGUGGUUUUUUUUAAUCAGAACGUUUUACACUUUUGGUUUCGAAAAGUAUUUUCUCGCAUUCUAACGUUUGCUCAAUGAUAACAACGGGUUUCCCUGGAACAUGCAAUCGAUUGUGGAAAAUCUCUCUGUUUGCUACUUCUUUUUUUAUCAUUUCGACUAGUUCACAAAGCCUUCCCGCACAUUUUUCAUUCGUUCGUUCCUGUAGAAUAUCCUGAUUGAACCAUUUGAAUGAUGUCUAACCGUCGAAACUACUCACCCUCAAACCUAAUCUCAGAUAGUUUAUUUUUAAAGAAUAUGUAACGGAACAGUCAAAAGUUAUUUAGCCCGUAAAAACGACGUCGUCAUCAUGGUUAGAAAGCCUUGGCGCCGGGCCCGCACAGAUUAAUUCUGAUUUUAUGAAAAGCUUUUUCAAUUCAUACUUCAUGAAAAUGUUCGGGACCAAUAUUCCCUCGCUGUUUCAAAGCGAAGCUCGCAGACGGUGAAGCUAAUUCAAAUCGGUUCAUUCUCAUCGUUUUAUUUUCACAUUCUUUCUUGGUAUCGUUGUCGUGUAAUUUUAUGCUGUGCCUUUUUUCUUCAUUAAUCAUCUUCCUGUUCGUUCUGUCUUUGCGGUGUUGAGUUCCUCCUCCUUCUCGUAUUUCUGUCCGUUUUCAAGCAUACACGAAAUGGUAUGACCAGUCUCUGUUCCAGAAUAUACGUAGCUCGACACCCCGCAGAAAUAUUCGUUGGUAUCCCUAGAAAUAAGAAACAAUGUUUAUCUCAUAUACCAAAGCUUUAAGUCUUUUGUUGUAUUUUUGUUGUCAAUUUUUCGAAAAUCCGGUGUAUUUUCUCAUUUUAGUUCAUUAAUGAAUACGGAAUAUUAGCGUCGAUUUCUCACCUUUUCCAGAAUUCGAACUUUUUUCAAAUGAUCAAUUUUUCUCAGAAAAAGUUUACAGUAAAUUGUCUUCCGAUCGGCUUUCUUUCAAAGUAUAUCACGAUUUUCCUAAUAUAUUCUUGUUUUAUUUUUUUGAAUUGAUUCGUUUCGUGUAUCUGAGGUGCCUUCGUUCAUAAUUAUCUGUGAUUCUUUUUUUAGUUUUUAUAAAUAUGAACUGUGAUCCUGAACCACUUCUAGAAUCAAAUCUAUUAUUAUUAUUAUGCACCCAAGUUUUUUUUAACGCCUUUUCGCUCAUUUUUUUUUCAUUGAAUACAUGUCCAAUAAUAAUAAUUCGCGUUAUUGUUUUUGUAAAUACUCGUAAAACGACAAACUUGGAAAGGAAAUCGGAAAAAGAAAGACCAGGAAUGUUGGCUCCCCGCGCCUGACUUCACAUGACUGUAGUUUUGCUGUCGUGGUGUACUUUCCCUUUAUUUGAAGUCAUGACGUAUUGGCUUAUUGAAACGCGUCUUACCCUAAGAAAAAAAUCAGAAGAGAUUCAAGGGAUCAGUUGAAAUUUUUGUUGGUCUUGUUUGGUGAUGGAUGUGCUUGGUUAAGUGUGCUUGUCAAAUGACAAUAAAAAAUUGAACAGAGCAGUGGGGAAAAAACUGUUCGGACAUAUACUUGAAAGGAUUCAAAGCGCACUAAAAAAGCAAGGAAAAAAUUUUCGCGAAAAUCGUACCGAAAUAAAGAAAAUGGGAAAAUUUUGGCAAACGUUAUGAUUAAUACAAAAGAGUCCAAGUGCACCUGAAAAGAAAUUCUGAAAAAGGCUUUUUGAAGACCUUCCUAGCUCCCUUUUUGUGAAAUUUUUUCGGGAAAAGGUAUCAAAAAGGAGAUAGCUGAAAAAACGGCUAGAAACGAGAAUUAAAAGUUUUUUUUUUCAAGAAAGGUAAAGCCUUUUUACCUCUUAUAAACAAAAAAGAAGCGUUUUCUUCUCGAGGGGCUCGAAAAGCGUCGAAAAUUUUAUAUAGAUAGUGAGCUUUGUUCGGAGCAAUAAAAAAAAUCAAAAUAAAAUUUUUUUUUGCGGAACCAAGUAUCACAAGACAGUGAAGUUUAUUUUUCGACAGGAGCGUUUUUUUCAAAAAUAGAAAUCUUAAAAGUUCUGUUUAAAUUUUUUUAUAAUUUUUGAGAGAAAAAAAGCACAUUUUUUUAACUUCGGAAAACUAACUGGGAAACGUUUAUAAUUAUUUUUAAAAGGCAUUUUUCCAAAUUUUUUUCAACUUUUUGAAAAAUUGGCUGGAAAAAAAGUGAAAAGGCGAAAAUUCUCAUAAAAAAAAUCGGAAUUGAGGAAUGUAGAGCUUUUUAACGGGAUCAAAAAAUGCUUUGAAUUGCUUACAGACAGAAGAGUCAGUUCCCCUGUCAUUCAGCGACUUGACCUCUGCCGGCAACUGUCACGAGGAAUGUAACGGAGGUACUGUAGACCGUAAAAGGGUGUGACUCAGCCGUUAUCCACAGGCUGUUCGGAGCCUCAGGCGGCGACCACGUGUUUCUCCUGCAAACACCUGACGCAGACCCUCAGGAACAAGGCCGGCAGCGGAUUCAAGUUGGUCGAUGAACUCGAAACUCAUGAACAACAGAAAUCUUCAGAUGCGUCACCCAUUGCGACGAUACCUACUACUUGGAAGGGGACAAGUGCAAAAUGUGCUCUUCUCAUUGCCAUACUUGUUCUCAGGCUGAGGUUUUUUCAAGAACUUCUCGUUGAAAAAAAUGGAGGGAGAAAUAGAGUUUCAAGAAGUUCUUAACUGUUAAAAUGGUAUAUUCAUAUCUUACAAGAUGGAGCAUACUAGAGAGUUCAAUCAGACCAGGAGGAGGCUUUGACUUACUAAAUCCAAGAAAUAAAUUUAAAAAAUGGCGGCUUUAAUGGGGCACCUAAAGCUUGCAAAAAAGGUCCCUAUAGAGGUUUUAGUUAGGGGCCCCUAUAGAGCAAAUACUUGUCGAGAAUUUUUAUGAACAUGUGAAGAAGGAUUUCCAUACGAAAAAAUAAAGUAACCUUUUUUGAAUAAAUUUGAAAAACCCCUAUAGGGAUUACUUAAGUUUUUAGGGGAUAAGGGGUCAAACCCUAAGCCUCUAUAGAGACCACCCUAAUUUUACCCCUUUACGGAUGACUUUUUCGGCCUCUAUAGGAGCUGUUUUUUCCCCUAACCCCUAGGGACCACUAAAAAGUUCCUAAGUUUUCUCGAAAAUAAAAAAAUCCUUAAACUCGCUAAUAACAUUGAUCCGGCUUUUCCUGAUGUAAUUUUUUUCUACUCCUACGGCCUAGAAGACUUUUUUCCUUUCAUAUUUAUUAUUCGCAGUUUCUCACUCAGUUUCUGGUCGUUCCAUAGUUAUUUUGUAGAUUUGUGAGACAUGUCCUGGCUCCCAGCUGCUCAUCGACGUCGUGGAUUUCCCGCAUUUCGACCACGGAAAAUGUGUCGACGCUUGCCCUGCAGGCCUGGUUGCCGAUUGUGCGUGUCUAGUCAUAUUACAGUUGAAGAAGCACUUUUUUUCAACUUCAAAUGCUCAAUCCAUAUUCUCAUGAAUCAACUUUGCAGACGAAUCGAACUUGGUCCAAGCGCGGUGUAUCUGGAAAAGAGACCUUUGCGGAGAAGGUUACUACAUCAACGCGGUCGGCAAGUGCGACCAGUGCGACCCCGCCUGCACCAAUUGCACGGCUCCUGGUACUUUUCCUCUGAAUGCUUCCUCCACUUGACCUAUUCGUUAAGGUCCCAUGAGUUGCGAUUUGUGUGCCAAGGGCUUCGGUAAGGGAGCCAUCGGGUACUGCAGACCCUGCUGCAAGCCUGGAAGUACUCCUGACUAUCACUGUGGUGAGUCUUUUCCUCCCGUCUUCUACUAGCCGAUGUAUUUCUCAGAAGAUUGCACAGUCACGAGAGGUUCGUCUUCUUCGUCGGGGUCAGCCAGUUCGACUUCUUUCCUCCGAAGUUUCUUCCUCUUCCUGGCGGUCAUCGUUUUCAUUUCCUGUCUCGUCUCAGUCAUUUGCUACUGUCUACGAGACGGAAGAAAUCAAGUCGAGUACGUUUUCUCUAGUUUCUUUCCUAAAUUGUUUUCAUUUAUAAAAAGCUUUUUCCAAUUAGUUCAAAUAUUGAAUUAAAUCUCCCUUGUCAAAAAAAAAAUCCAAUAAAUAUAAAAUAAUUGAUUAGAGCAUCCAAUACAGGCUUUUUUGGUUCUUCUUUUCAUUCAAAAAAAAAAAAAAAAAUUUAUUUUAAAAUGUGAAUUUUCCAGUUACACGCCACUUCCGCACUACAACUCGGCUAGUGAAAAGGUCAACCUGGGCUGCGAAUCGGAUGAUGAUGACGAACUUUUUGUUCGAGUCCCAAACAUUCAAGAAAUAUAG
This is a messenger RNA of Caenorhabditis auriculariae, 13744 nucleotides long. Lineage: Eukaryota; Metazoa; Nematoda; Chromadorea; Rhabditida; Rhabditidae. The record is from the annotation of a GenBank genome assembly.